AUUUUUUAUUUAUCAAAAAAAAAUCCCACUGAACUCUGUUUCACUUCUUCCCAUGAAACCUUAGGAUUGUGUUACAAACAUGGAAGUUCUGUCUCUCUCCGUUACAUUCACCAAAUCUCAAACCUUUCCCUCAUUCAGACCAAAAAACACAACCCAAAUUCACCAACUUCCAAUAAAAACAAAACUACCCAACAAAAACAAUCACUCUUCUUCUUGUUCCAUUUCAUGUAGUUCCUCUUUUACUAGAAUUUCAGCAACAAGUAACCAAACAUCAAUUCCACAAACCGAUAUGUUGUUGUUCCCUAAUGGAAAUUCAAAGCAUUGGGUUGUUAGAAUGGAUAAACCUGCUGUUGGUGUUGUUACCAAAGCUCAAAUUGUUGACCAUUAUGCUCAAAUUUUGACCAAAAUCAUGGGAAACGAGAAGGAUGCACAAAUGUGUAUAUAUCAUGUUUCAUGGAAAACCAAUUUUGGGUUUUGUUGUGAACUUGAUGAGGAUUGUGCACAUGAGCUAUCUGGUGUGCCUGGGGUCUUGUCUGUUCAGCCAGAUGACAAUUUUGAGUCUGAAAAUAAGGAUUAUGAAGGUAGAAAUUUGGAAAAUAGUCUGAAUAUGCCAAAUUCUUCUGAAGCAAGUCAGGAAGCUUCUGUGAAAACAAAGAAACUUUUUGUGACAGGGCUAUCAUUUUAUACAUCUGAGAAAACCUUACGCGCCGCAUUUGAAGGCUUUGGUGAGCUUGUUGAAGUUAAAGUUAUUAUAGAUAAAAUUUCAAAAAGGUCCAAGGGUUAUGCAUUUAUUGAAUACACCACAGAGGAGGCUGCAAGUGCAGCACUCAAAGAGAUGAAUGGCAAGAUUAUUAAUGGCUGGAUGAUAGUGGUAGAUGUUGCCAAGACUACCCCACCAAGAUACAACAAGGGUCAUGCCAGACCAUCUGCUUGAUAAGAAAAGAUGUCUGUAAGAUUUGGGAGCUAAAUGCAAUGCAUGCUUCAUUCAACAAUGCUUGGACGGGGAUGUUAUAAGGGGCAUGUGCAAUACCCCUGACCAAGUUACUUCUCUAUCAUUUCAUGAUAUAUAGCCUUCCCCUCUGUGUCCAUUUGAUUGAACUUAUCUUCAACAUGCAAGCAGAUGUGUAGACACCCAUAAUAUUCUCCGGAGAUGUUUUUCGGUAGUUAUAACUACACAUGCUCUUAGGAAGUGAAAUGUUGUCUUCACGUACCAGCGAUCACCAGGGGUGAAUCCAGUGUAUCAUGAGGGUCUGCACCUGCACACACUGAACUUUCAAAAACUUCACCAAUAUCCCUAUAUUUUUACAUUUUGAACAUACUGAAAUUUUUAAUUUGCACUUUUGGCCCAAAGACUUUGCAAAUAGAUCUUAAAUACCUCUAACAUCUUUAUGAAA
Messenger RNA from Medicago truncatula (barrel medic), 1394 nucleotides. Its product is annotated as organelle RRM domain-containing protein 1, chloroplastic. Gene Ontology annotation, molecular function: RNA binding. Gene Ontology annotation, cellular component: mitochondrion. Gene Ontology annotation, biological process: mitochondrial mRNA modification; cytidine to uridine editing. The coding region runs from base 80 to 934 and encodes 284 amino acids. The transcript has 8 exons. NCBI's taxonomy places the organism in Eukaryota, Viridiplantae, Streptophyta, Magnoliopsida, Fabales, Fabaceae. The record is from RefSeq and is a predicted model, not a curated record.